AUGCGUCUGAACAAGUCGCGUCUAAAGAAAAUUGUUGAGAAUUGGGGGGAUAGCGAAGAUGAGUUUCUUGAAAAUGAAGAUGAUGACGAUGAUCUGGAUUACAUACCAACCGUUAACCGAAUCCGUAACAAGAAAAGGAAGGAAAAUACACCGAAAAAAAAGAGUGUCAAAACAAAACGUACGAAGAAAGUCUCUUCUAAAAAUCUAAAAUGUAAAACUAAAAAGAAAAAUAAGGAAAAACCUUUCUGGUAUUCUGGCUAUGCAAAGUCAUUUCCAGUAAAUGAAAAAGAAUUCCUGGGUGAUGUCACCUUACCCGAUGACAUUAUGAGUUUGGAGACUCCAUAUGAAUUCUUCAAAUAUUUUUUCAAUGAAGAUGUCAGCAAUUUAAUAAUAACCGAAUCAAACAGAUAUUGUUCUCAAAACUGGCCAGAAAAACGGUUGCAACUUUCAAAAACAGAGCUUGAUCAAUUUAUUGGUAUAUGUUCACUAAUGUCUGUGAUUCAAAUGUCUAACACGCGUCGCUACUGGGCACCUAUCACAGGAAAUGCACUAAUAAAGGAAACAAUGCCCGUUAAUAAGUUUGAGCAGAUCAAACAACAAUUGCACUUCAAUGACAAUGAGAAUAUGGUCCCAAAAGGUGACGUAAAUCACGAUCGGAUCUAUAAAAUUCGUCCGCUCGUCAACGCACUCAUCAAAAGAUUUCAAACAGUUCCAUUGGAAAAAAAUCUUUCUGUCGAUGAACAAUUAUGUUCAACUAAAUGCAAAAGUAUCAUCAAGCAAUAUUUGCCCAAUAAACCUCAUAAAUGGGGAUUCAAGCUGCACGUCCUUGCUGGAAGUCAUUCAGGAUUCUGCUACACUUUCGAAAUUUUUACUGGUUGUGAGAAUGACGCUCGAUUCAGACUAGCUAAUGAAAUGGAUCUGGGAUCGAGUGCAAAUAUCGUUAUUCGGCUGCUGAGAAUCGUACCCGACUUUCAACAUUAUAUUGUAUGUUUCGAUAACUAUUUUUCUACCUUACCACUUAUCGGCCAGCUAUCGAAGAGAGGAAUUCAUGCUGUGGGCACAAUGAGACGAAAGCGGCUCCACAAUGCAAAAUUGCCGGAAGAUAAAGUUAUCAUGUCUCUUGGUCGUGGCUCGUCUUUUGAAAUGGUUACCGAAAUAGAUAAAACUGAAAUGGUCUGUGUUACCUGGCGAGAUACAAAGGUCGUUAAUCUGAUUUCAAAUUUUGUGGGCGCAAAUCCGUUGCAAAGUGUAGACCGCUUCGACAAAAAACUAAGCAAGAAAAUUACUGUUGAUUGUCCAAGCAUCGUAAAGCAAUACAACAGUUAUAUGGGUGGAGUGGACUAUCUCGAUAGCAUGAUUGGACGAAAUAAAAUUAAAAUGCGUUCCAAAAAAUGGUAUAUGAGAAUCUAUUACCAUCUCUUGGAUUUAACCACUACAAACGCAUGGAUACUAUAUAAAAGAGUUAAUUUUCAUCGCGGUACACACCGAAAACAUCUGUUAUCAUUGGCAGAUUUUCGUCUCAAGUUGGGCGUAACUUUAUGCAGAGUAAAUCACGUUGCUCGAAAAAUUGGACGUCCUCCAACCGAAUUGGAACGCCAAAUCUCACUAAAACGAAAACAUCAUAGCUGCUCGCCGAUCCCGCCGAAAGAAACUCGAAUGGACAAAACUGACCACUGGCCGAUGUGGUUCGAUAACCGUGUGCAAUGUAAAAAACCCAAGUGCAAAGGGCUCACGUCAGUACGAUGUUCUAAAUGUCAUUUGGCUUUGUGCUGCAACAAGCAGAGAAACUGUUUCCACGAAUUCCAUAAUUGUUAA
This is a messenger RNA of Bradysia coprophila, 1815 nucleotides long. RefSeq names its product piggyBac transposable element-derived protein 2-like. The record is from RefSeq and is a predicted model, not a curated record. Lineage: Eukaryota; Metazoa; Arthropoda; Insecta; Diptera; Sciaridae.